UGCACAAUGUGACAAGCGCAGCUUGGUACCGUUCCUCCAGUUGGGGCGAUUCCGUUCUUCGUUCACCUCGAUUCUCGGUGGCACAGCUCGUAAUUGAGGUCGCGCACUAGGAUACAGUACUCCUGCAACCUCGUCCAACAUUUUACAGUGCGCACCGUCAACUCAUCCACCACACUCGCUCCAGAUUGUGUUGCGGUCGAAUUGGCUCAGCAUUGCACUUGGGACUCUCCAAAAUGGCGGCGUCUGACUUUCAGCGUCCAGGGAAGCUGGCAGGGAAAGUUGGGGUGGUCACAGGAGCUGCAAGCGGCAUCGGUGAGAUGACGUGCCGCAAGUUUGUGGCGGAGGGGGCCAGUGUCGUUAUCGCGGAUAUCGACCUGUCUGCAGCUGAGAAGCUGGCCGACGAGCUCAACGCAGGGGGCAGCCAAGUGGCACUGGCCGUCAGGUGUGAUGUCUCCAAGAUGGACGACAUUGAAGCGGCUUUGGCAGCAGCAGAGAAGACCUUUGGGGGCGUGGACAUCAUGUGCAACAAUGCGGGCAUGAGGAGUAUAAAGUCGGUGGUCGACACGUCGGAGGAGGAGUUUUGGAAGAUGCUGGACAUCAACCUGGUGUCCGUCUUCCGGGGGAUCAAGCUGGCGGUGCCGUACAUGAAGAAGCGGGGGGGCGGCGCCAUCGUCAACACCAGCUCCGCGUACGCUCACGUCGGCUCCGCCGGCUUCGCCGCCUACCACGCGGCCAAGGGCGGCGUGUCGUCGCUGACGCGCGGCGCGUCGGUGAGUUUGCUGAAGGACAACAUCCGGGUGAACGCGGUGGUGCCCGGGGUGAUCCACACGGCGGGCCUGGACGACGCGGUGCACCAGCGGCCCAACCCGGAGGAGGUGCUCGCCAGCAUCAUCGAGAAGCAGCCGACGGGCCGCCUGGGCCGCCCCGAGGAGGUGGCCAACGUCAUCGCCUUCCUGGCCAGCGACGACGCCGCCUUCGUCAUGGGCGCCGAGUACACCGUGGACGGGGCGUACCUCACCGCCGCGCGGUGAUCAUUCGCGGGGGCGACAGCCGCGGCCAUGGAAUUUUUGGGGCGAUUGAGGAAGCGCGCGCGACAAAAAUACUUAGAGAGUUUAGGUUGUAAAGCCUGGCAAACCUCGCGAUCAGGUGCACAGCUCACGUGGACUGACGAGAUAGCGUUGUGGUGCAAUAAAAUAAAGACAAUUAUACGUGAAACUAGCCUGCAUGCAUUGUGAUGCAGCUUGGUCACUCACCACUAACAAGCAUGCAAUCUCGAGACGAUCUUUCUGUUGCAAAGCCGGCUG
This is a messenger RNA of Klebsormidium nitens, 1304 nucleotides long. NCBI's taxonomy places the organism in Eukaryota, Viridiplantae, Streptophyta, Klebsormidiophyceae, Klebsormidiales, Klebsormidiaceae. The record is from the annotation of a GenBank genome assembly.